Messenger RNA from Lottia gigantea (owl limpet), 603 nucleotides. RefSeq lists its product as hypothetical. The record is from RefSeq and is a predicted model, not a curated record. NCBI's taxonomy places the organism in Eukaryota, Metazoa, Mollusca, Gastropoda, Lottiidae. The coding region runs from base 1 to 603 and encodes 200 amino acids. The transcript has a single exon.
AUGUCAAGCUAUUACAAACUACAUCUUCACAAUGUCAAGCUAUUACCAACUUCAUCUUCACAAUGUCAAGCUAUUACAAACUUCAUCUUCACAAUGUCAAGCUAUUACAGACUUCAUCUUCACAAUGUCAAGCUAUUACCAACUUCAUCUUCACAAUGUCAAGCUAUUACAAACUACAUCUUCACAAUGUCAAGCUAUUACCAACUUCAUCUUCACAAUGUCAAGCUAUUACAAACUUCAUCUUCACAAUGUCAAGCUAUGACAGACUUCAUCUUCACAAUGUCAAGCUAUUACAGACUUCAUCUUCACAAUGUCAAGCUAUUACAAACUACAUCUUCACAAUUUCAAGCUAUUAGAGACUUCAUCUUCACAAUGUCAAGCUAUUACCAACUUCAUCUUCACAAUGUCAAGCUAUUACAAACUUCAUCUUCACAAUGUCAAGCUAUUACAGACUUCAUCUUCACAAUGUCAAGCUAUUACCAACUUCAUCUUCACAAUGUCAAGCUAUUACAAACUACAUCUUCACAAUGUCAAGCUAUUACCAACUUCAUCUUCACAAUGUCAAGCUAUUACAAACUUCAUCUUCACAAUGUCAAGCUAUGA